Molecule: messenger RNA, 591 nt
Organism: Penicillium lagena
Lineage: Eukaryota; Fungi; Ascomycota; Eurotiomycetes; Eurotiales; Aspergillaceae
Exons: 3
Coding region: 1-591 (196 amino acids)
Source: RefSeq, a predicted model, not a curated record
AUGGUCCUGAAGUGCGGAGUCCCGUGGGAUGCAACCAGCUCGUCCGACCGAUGCCCGGAUGCGGUCGUAUCAGCCCGAUCUCGCCAGGAGUCAUCUCGAAGGGACACGCUUCCGGCGACGGUGAUGGGGUCGCCCGAGAGGGGGCCAAGGAGCCUGGGCGGCCCCACCGACGCGUGUCCUCUGGCGGUGCUCAACUGCCUUACUCAGCUAAAGUUUUUAUGGAAGGCCCUGAAAGCUUAUCGAGUUCCCGGUCGGGUUUUGGCCCUGGUGGCGAUGCUGUCUAAGGGCAUCCUGCGGUGGGCCAGGAUCGACACACACGAACUGGCCAACCCUGGGCCCGGUUAUCUGCUUUCCGGAGUUGCCCGUGUCAACACGGAUACGGAUAGGGGAGAUGGGCUUGGCUGCUAUCCGUUCCGUGUGACCCGAACCACAGUGUCAAUGUGUUUUGCAUACUUUACACAGAUGAGUCCCGUACUACAGUACCAAUUAAGCGCAGAAUCGUUGUGCCGUGAUUCGCUCGGCGCUACCGACGAUCCGCCGGGGAUUGAUGAACGAGGUCGUAUACAACCUGCAGAUCAACCCGUGUCCUAG